Molecule: messenger RNA, 10599 nt
Organism: Schistosoma rodhaini
Lineage: Eukaryota; Metazoa; Platyhelminthes; Trematoda; Strigeidida; Schistosomatidae
Source: the annotation of a GenBank genome assembly
UUUCUUACCACCAGUCUCAUUAUGACGUCCGUAAUACGUAUUCGCGUUUAGCAUCAGAUGCCUUUGAAGUUAAAUUUUAAGCGCACACAUAGAUAUAAUGUUGCAGCCAAAGACCUGCACGUUAUAAGAAUAUAUACACUUGACAACACAUGCGUUGAGUAUACUGUAUCUUCAAGUACUACUGGUCGAGAUGCUUUAGAAUAUGUUGCUCAGAAACUAGAUAUAGAAGAUAUUUACUUUUUUGGUUUCACUUAUGAGGACUGGACAGGGGAACAAAAGUGUUUGUUUCUUAAUAAGUCGAUUAAAAAGCAACUGGACAAAUAUGCCCGCCAACAUGCAUUGACUCUUACUGUCAUGCUUUUUAUUGAUAACCCACAGUUUGUGCCUGAUCCACAGAUAAGACGUUGGUUUUACCUUCAGCUCAGGAGGAACGUUGCAAUGGGUCUUCUUCCUGUUACGUUGAAAUUAGCAAUAAAACUUCAAGCAUAUAGUCUUCAAGCUGAGUUUGGGGAUUUUGUGGACGUUGAAACUACACUUUCAAACUGGAGAGAAAGAAACUUACACUCGGAAAGUUCUCUAGUUGGUGCCUUUGAUUUGUCAACAACGGAAUAUGUUGACGAUAUAGUUUGGGGUUAUUCUCAUCUACAAGGAGUUUCUCAAGACAAUGCAAUAUGGUAUUUUCUAGAUGAAAUUAGACAUAAUCCUCUUUAUGGUGUUCGGACAUUUACUGGUAUGACAUGUAGUAAUGAAGUUGCGGAACUUGGUGUUUCACGUAAUGGUAUUAAUAUUACUACAUUUGAGCCUCAAAGACAAACAAUCGCAAACUUAAAAUGGGAACAUAUUAAAGACCUUACGUAUGCUCGAAAGACAUUUACCAUUCAAUUGUUAAAAAGAGGAAAGUCCGUUCAUUUCAUAUUUGAGGAUUAUGAAAGCGCGCGUUAUUUAUGGCAGUUUUGCAUUCAGAUGCACAGUAGCUAUAUUGAUUAUUGGACACAUGUAAAAUCGGUCCCACCACAACCCGCGGUUCAUAUCUCGGAACCUCCAGAUAUACUAAGAGGUACAGAACUGCGCUGUACUUAUUCUGGUUCACCGGUAUUAAAUGAUUUUGCUGCAGAGUUAUCGACCUCUCAACAACCAAGUCAGCAAUGCACUAAGUAUGAUAUGGAACCAGUCAAUGAUGAAUCGCAAAGAACACAACCAAAUAAUGCUGAUCCACAACACAUAGGUGGAUUAAUUAAUCCAUGCAAAUCAAUGGAUCCGUUUAAAAAUGAGUCGAACACUACAGCCCUGACUAGUGAUAACAAGACUUUCAGGAUUAAUCCUUCUCCAAGAAGAUCUAGUGAAGCUACUUGCAUUGUUUCAUGUAAUUCAAACUUCAUCCAGAAUACUUUUGUUAAUAAAAUAACGACUACAAACGCAGAUUUUAAAGAACAAAAUGCAGAUAGUGAGUCCGGAACUCUUGUUGGUCACUGGAGUCUUAAAAGUGGUGCUGAAACGUUGGAUUCCCAACUCUUAAACAAAGGCUGUGUGACAUGUCUUCCUGGACGUGAAUGUUUAAAGCCAACUGGAUGGUUCCUUUCCAAAAGUGGAGGAGCAAACAUAACUUCUGCGGUAUCGAAAGAAUCGAAAACCACUUUCAAUGAUCCACCGUCUUCUAUAACUGGUGUUUCUUCAGCACCUCUUACCAAUAAAGAAACGCAGAAAAAUCAUGAAGAUUCCUCUUUUGUUCAAAAUAAACAACAUAACACAAGUGAAAUAACUGAAGAACAUAAAAUUACUAGAAGUCAUCGUUCACAUAAACAUCGUCAAACAAAACGUCAUCAUCAAGAACAAAUCAAACCAAACAUAGCUCUUACAAGUGAGAUGACAAACAGACAUGAGAAUACAAACUACUGUGAACCUCUAAGUCCACUUCACUUACCAGCAGUGAACGCUGUAUUAGGUAAAAAAGAGGUAUGUCCUGAACAGUCAUCUCCUUCAUCUCUAGCCUCCUCAGAUAGCUCUUCUGAACAUGUGUUAGUUUCCCCAAGAGCAUCAUUUUCCUCUUCCUCUUCAAGUUGUACCCCCAGUAUUAAGAAAAUUGAUCUUGUUCAUGCUGUACAACAUCAAUCAUGCAGUUCAUCAACUUCAAGUAGUUCAAGCAAUUCUAUCAUGCAAGCUGAUUUCGAAGCAAACGAAGCUAGAAAAACGUCAUUUGGUUUCGCAGCCUCUCUAUGUACUUCUGCUAACAACGUUACUUUUAAAAGUCCAUCAAAGUCAAAUAAACGUGGAUUAAGUUCAAGUUCAGGUCCUACAUUCCCAAGCGGUCGAAAAUUAUGGCAUGAAUUAAUUCAUUCAAAUAGUGGUGGAAUUCUACCAUUACUGAGCGGGUUAAGCCAACGACAUUACAGACCUCAGUCUCAAAUGAAACGAUUUCAAGCCUCAACUUCAAUAGCUCCGGAAGCCAAUGUUCAGAAGCCUGAUUUCGAAGCUGUAACUACUAGAUAUAUACAAAACCGUCAUAAUUCUAAAAGAACAGUUGAUGGAUUAUCAUCACAUAUCCAUAAAUCAAGUACACAGUUAAGUUCAUCAAAUAAUCCUCUUCAGGAGUUUCAACGUUGGUUUUCAUCUGCCAAACAUCGCAUUCCGUUUGGAUGGGCAAGCAAUUCUACUAGUCGAGGAACUGCGAUGAAUAUUUCAGCUCCUCUUCCUUAUCAAACAUCUGGAAAUUGCUAUGAAAAUCACGUUACUAGAUCUGAAAAGGAAAAGUGCUUAGGCGUUAUGUCUAACCGUGUAUCAUCCACAGCACAUCAAAAUAUUAAUAACCAGUCGACAUCAAAAACUGGACGUCUUGAACGAUCGGCUAGUGAAUCCUAUUCACGGUCUGUCAGUUCUAGCUUGAAUAACUCCAGGACUAUUGUUCUGGUGAAUUUGGAACAAUCUAGUAUGGAUGAUGCAAAUUCACAAAAACUAAAAUUUUCAACAAAGGAUUCAAACAGUACAUCUGCAAACGAGACUAAGAUAUUGACACCAACAAUUCAUUUACUACCACCCAGUCCUACAAGACCAUCAUUUAAGAUUAACAGCAAUAAACAAAUGAAUGUUGUUAAAGGUGAUUUACAUGAUAGUAAUGUUCCUUUAACAUUAUGUCCCAAUGUCGAUUCAAAUCCAGAAUCAAAUAACAAUCAGAAAAAACAUCCUGAAGGUAAUGAGAUGUAUAAUAAGUCUAACGUGAAUAAAGUUAAUUUGGUUUCUGAACCGAAAAGUAAUUUUCUGUCCAACUUACAACCGAGGAAUUUUACGAGGCCGUUAAAUCAAUCAACACAACAAGAACAGGGGAACUUCCGUACUUCUUCCUCUUCAUCCUGGCGGCUAUUUCCCUGUCCCCUUACACUAAACGAAGCUAAUCGUUUGGCUGUCACUCCACCACGAAAGUUUGUUAAUUCCGUAUCAGAUAAUUGUUGCUCAUCACCUACCGAACUACAUUCUAAUAGACCUAUGUAUAAUGUGUCAGGAUAUCAACACUCAAAUUUCAAUCACGGUCCACGCGUUAAUCUUGAUAUAUCUCCUACAAAAAUUACUGAAGCUACAUUUAGAGAAGAGAUGGAUGGAAAGCGACAAAUCAUAAAAAAUACCUUGAAUGAUAAUAUGUGCCAGAGACACUUUUCCAGGACACCAACUACACCAGUCAGUCGACCUAAUCUCUUAUGGAAGGAAGCAUCUGACCAAUCAUGCGAUCAUGGAAGUUCUCGAGAAAUACAUCACUCAUUACGUCAACAAGAUGAAUGUGAUAACGAUCGACAAACUAACGUGGAUGUGAAUGGAUCAGUAAGUAGCCCAACAAACGAUAAUAGGGAAGGAAGAUCAGUAAUUAAUACUUGGUCUUCUAAUAAUCAACUGAAAAGUAAAUCUGUGGUUGAUGAUGAAAACUGUGUACAUGAUACUAUGGAAAAUAGUCAAGAACUCGAAAAUAAACCGUCAAGCAACACGUUAUUAACAACAUCUAGCUCAUCAGAUCAGUGUAGUAUACCACGUCCAUCAUCUGGCACCAUGCAUCUACUUACAAACUCUGAUAUUCAUCAAUUAUUGAGUCUAACUAAUUUAAAGGAAACUGAACUUGCUCAUCGUUUGCUUGCUGAAUAUCGUCAAGCUUUACUUCAGCAACAGUGUUUACACACAAAUAGUGUUAGUACACCUAAUUUGAGUGCAAGUCAAGAGUUACAAGUGUUGUCUUCGUCAAUUGUAGCAGAAGAUAUGGAAGGUCAGGAAGAUCAGAUAAAUACUCCGGCUCCACAAAAAUCCAGAUACAAAACUUCUAAAAAACAGUUUGAUGGGUCCAGGCAAACUUCAAAAAAGAGUCACGAAACAAAUCAUAUUUCUUCUAAUUCAGUGCGCAAUCCAUCUGAAGUAUCGCAUAGCAACCAAACAGCCUCGAGACUAAAAGUUCGAUGUAAUCGUAAUAUUGACAUUCAGUCAAUCGAUUCACCUGAUUAUGUAAAUGCAGCCGCAUUUAGAAACGAUAGACGUCACACAAAUGAUAGACCGCUAAGUUUAGCAAGUUCGACAGAUAUUGACUCGAAUGCAACAUUUCGUGUACUGUCAAGUUUUGAAAUGCGUACAAGCAGUGGUGGUAACUAUUCCACUGGUAAUCUUAUACUUACAAAUUGUAGUAUAGGAAGUGAAGAAGCAACUAUGGGUUUAUCAGUAGAUCUAACAAAUCCUGAUAGCCAACCUGGUGAAGAAUCUAUAACAAGUCAUUCAUCUAAUAAAUCUUGGGAUCAAGAACAAAGGUUAAUAACAGAAGAAAAUCACCUUGAUGAUCAUAAAGAUAACAACUCCAAUACAGAAGUUUGUCCACUGGAGGAUUCAACUUGUACAGACGUAGAUAAAUUGAAUACUUGUGGUCAACCUCCUGAUUUAUGCAUGACACAAAAGGGAACUUUAUUUUCAAUUAAAGAAUGUUUAAAUAAACCACGUUUUAAAGUUCAGUGUAAUCAUCUUAACUCUAUAAGUUCACAAAGACGUCAUGUUAUCGGAGAGUAUGAAAAUCUCGAAGCGAUUUCUUAUGAAAAGAACAAUAAAAAUUAUUUACCAGAUCAACUGUGCAGAUCUACACAUGAACAUCAUGAUGGUAAUCACUGCAUAUCACAUGAUUCUCAACCACAAAGGACAUCGAGCAAAAAUGUGAUUUCAUCUUGUAAUACUCCUCCAGAAUCGUUAACGACAUUGACCCACUCAGGUGAAUCUACAUCUCCUUCACCAUCAACUUAUUCAGAAUCGUCUUCCACGCUAUCUUCAUCUUCACCUUAUUCAGAUUUAGGAUGUAUCGAUACAAUUCAAAGAGUUUCAUUACGAAAACAUUCAGUUGGCAAAACAUCCUUCAACGCAAGGAACGAGGUACAACAUUCUUCACCAUGGCGUCGAUUAUGCUACUUAGAAGGAGGAACAAAAUUUAAAAGAAACCACAGAAAAGAUGUGCAAUAUUACGACAUGUUUUCAACUGUUAUUACUCCUUGCGGUAAAAAACGCAUUAAAUAUUGCAAUUGUAGCUGUCAUAAAUCUGUUGAACACCUUAAAACCACCAAACCUAACUCAUCUCGAACAGAAACCAAGGAUUUAAGUCUGAUAGAUGUAUCAAAUCCUUCUGGAUAUAGACGUAUAAAACAGAAAGCUCACUCCUUUGAACCGUUUUCCAAAAUUAUUAAUGCUAAGCCAUCUGAACAUCAUUAUACUUCUGUUUGUUUUGGAGAUGCCAGUAAAGGUGUAGUUCCCAGUGAAAGUGCCUCAAGUAAUAUUCAAGAAUAUCAACGGAAGCAUAUCAAAUCAUUGAACCGCAAGUCACAUCAUAUUAUCGCGUCAAACAUACCAAUCAGCGUAAAUCGUAGUAAUUACCCAUCCUGUUGUUAUUGUGAACAAAUAGAUUACCAUUCACAUAAUGAUGUGAGCAAUUCUAUGAAUACAUCACCAACAGGUAGUCCUUGCCUAUCAUCCGCAUCCUCUUACUCAUUCUCUACUUCUUCCUUAGAUGUUCAACCAGUGUUCGAUUGUCCACAUCACUUUCAUAUACCCAGUUAUACAUCUGUUGUAAUAGGGCAUAAAAGUGGACGCAAUCAUCGAAGUGGUAGUUUAGAGCCCAGUAGCAUUAUUCAUCGAUCUAUACCUCGUAAACCAAAACCUAAAAACUUUACUAAGUCUUCGAGGAGGCGACUAUCUGUAAAAAAAGAAUAUCACAAUGGUAACAGUCAAAGUACAAACUCAGUCGGUUUAGAUUAUUCAGAAAAUUACAAACGUGAACAUUGCAGUUGUUGUGAAUUCCAUGAGUCCCCUACAAAACGGGAUUUGCUAGAACAAUAUAACCGAAAUAACAAUAAUAGUAGCAACACUAACAGUAUUAGUAAUAAUAAGACCAUCAAUAAUAAGUCAAUGAAUUUAUUUUUUCGUUUACCGUUUACAAACGGUUAUCAUGACAAUGAUUCAUCCAUUUAUUCAAGACAUUUGGAGCAUGAUUUAAAAAAUGAUGAGAAACCGCCUAUAAUUGUAAAACGAAAAUUUAAUGGAAUGAAUAAUGGUAAUAAUAUCAAUUGUCAGCAUACACACCGAGGCGAAUAUUACUUUACAAACGAGAAUUUAACCGAUACACCAUUUGUUCAAAAAGGUAUAAACAAUAAUGAUGAUACUGUUGCUACUACUACUACUACCAUUACUAAUAGUAAUAAUAACUGUAAUACCUAUUCGUAUAUUCAUCAAAACAGAUCUGUACAAAACUUCGAAAAUGAAGGCUCUUUGAAACCACCGAGGCCAAAAGAUUUGAAGAGUUUUUCACGAAAUCGAAAUUUCAGUCCUGUUGACCUCACAAAAUAUCGAUCAUCUUCCGGUAAAAAGAUUUCAUUUUUCAAAAAGAAAAUUCCAAGUGAGUCGCAGAUUAUGGCACAUGAUCAACUUCAGGAAAUGAAUAAGUCCACGGAAAAAGAAGCCAUUCAGUGUAGUUGGACAGAAAAAGGUAACUUACCUACACCCAAUGCAUCAAUCCAUACACCUCUUCCUUCACCUGAUUUACUUUGUAGACCUAAUGAGAAACACAAUGGUUAUGCUGUAGGAAGUUUUCGACCAUCCAAAGUAUCAGAUUACCGUCGUGAAAAUUCGAUGAAGUUAGAUGACUCUGCAUUUUCGAACAAAUUACGUUAUCACGAGUGUUACCAAGAACAUGAAAGCCAUAAAAAAGUCGGACCUAAGUUUAGUCCAGUAAGUGGACGCUGUCAAUUAGAAGAACAUCGAGAAGCGUGCCAGAACACUUUUGUCAAGCCACACAGAGAAUCCAUAAAGCCUUUAGCUAAAACAAUAAAACAGAAAUUGUCUCCAACGAACGACCUAUCGCCAAUACCUGGAUUAGUUUACACAGGAUCGGUAGUGUUUAGUCCAACACAACAGUCAGACCUCAACACUAUCAACAGUAAUCACUCGUCAGUCGUUCAUGAAAAAUCAAAAGCUUAUGAGCGUCAAUCAGAACCAAGGAAUAUUCCAAUUAUACGCAAUGGUUCAAUGGAACCAGAUGAUUCAAAUAAAAAGAAUACUACACUUAGAAAAGAAAAUAUAUCUACAAUACCAUUGAUAGGGACAGAUCAUAGUUGCAUUUAAAAUGACAUUAAGUUGGAAGAAUACAGUCAUCUACCGUUACAUGAUUUCUAAGUAAGGAGUGAAUGUAUAUUUUACCUUGAAAAUUUUGGUUUUAACUUGAUAAACAUGUGCUAUUUUCAGCUCUUGCGAUGUUACUAUCACGAUUAUCAAUACAAGAAUCAAUUUUUUUUCUGUGCGACAGCAUCUCUAAGUAAUCGUUAUGUUUUCAGAGAACAACCACCUAAUCAUCUUUUCACCAUGAACAACAUAAGGAAAUAGGAAUUUCAUUGUCAUUGGUUACGGAAUUCAAUUCAGUAGUAUCAGGGAAACUUCUCACCCAUUCCAUAAUAACACUUUGAUAUUCGUUAUACUAUUUAGUUCUGACUAUCAGUUUGCAAACAGCUGAUGACAGUCCUUGAGAUGAAAUGGAUGUACGUUGUUCUGUCUUGUUCUUCGUGCUGAUCAGAUGAUUGAAAAACGUGACCCAAUAUAAAUGAUAAAACAUAUGAUAUUUAAUAAUGUAUUAUGAAACAAAUUUUUUGUCCGAACAUUAUAAGUAGUAAUAAUAAGGAAAUCGUAUUUGCGACUAAAAUUAAGGAUAACUCCAACGUUUUUCUCGACAGUGUGGUCGAAUUAUUUAGUUUAAAAUGUGACAUUGUGAUAUGCUAGAAAAUGUAUAUAGAAGUGUCCAAAUAUGGCGUGAAAAAACCAUUGGUCAAAUAUAUCACCUUGAUUUAUGGUCGGAAUAAAAUUGGCUAGUCUAAUUGAUAGUCACAAAUGAAACUUUUCGGAGAGUAAUUGGAAUGAAAAUUAAUAAGUAAAUGUAUGUUCAUAUCCCAAUAUUAAAUAGACUGGUUUUUUAAUAUAUAUCUAGGUGAUUAAAACGAAUGCGCGUGCACCUCUGUUUUCCACAUAACAUGAAAUCAAACAGAAGUAGUAGAUUAAAUCUACAUUCACUUAUUAAUCAUUAGUUGCUAUGAUGCAGCUGAAUGUACUUCAUUUCAUCUAUUUGGGUUGUUCGGGUUUACUCAUAUACAUAUAUAUAUGUGCACUUCGAAUCUACCAGGGAGCACCAGUUCCCUCAAGAUUACAGUUACACUUUGUCAGCGAGUGCCAAAUAACAAAAUACUGAGAUCUAGGGCUUCCUAUAGAUUACUUCUGACCACUUAACAUCUCCCGGGAAGAAUUUUUCAGUCAACUAUUUAUCUCAUUUUUUAAAUGUAAUAAUAACACUGUUCUGUUUUCAAGUUCCUUGGGAAAUAUGCUUCAAGUAUAGUUCGUGUCCCUACACCUUAUGUUCGGUCGUUGCAAUAUCUCACUUACAUAUACGAGAUUGCAGUUAGUAUUUUUGAUCUCAUAGGCAUUUCCGCUAUCCUUCCACUGACUGUAUCUUAAACUUUUAUUAACAUAGUUUUUAUGAAUUCCCUAAUCUCUUCUGAAUAUCAUUUGAGGUAUGGAUUAUCAUAAAUUUAACAAAUUCUUUCGGUUGAUCCUUCUUUUUUGCUCGAACUUCCUUCUUACUUAUUGCUUUCACAGUCGUUAGGAUAGUUAUCUAUCGUCAAUGUAAGUACAACUAAAUUCAACCCAGUUUACCUGUUUCUCAGUUCUGUGACAAGUUGAUGAGCUCUUUUUAUCAGAUUCCUAAUGACUGUCAGUUUUACUGAUAAAUCAUUUUCUGAUCUGUAAUCUGGAUAUUUCUGAGAAUGCUAUGAAUUUCGAAAUAUACUCAACUUAUAAACAAUUAUUAUAUUUUAUUUCAACUAAACAGUAAAGAAAUAGUAAUUUGGUGUCUUUGAUGAACUUGGUACUAUCUGAUAUACAGUUGAUAUGUUCUGUUGCCUCCAGUGAAUGCAUAAAAGUUUGCAACGAUUGGAGGUACUGUGGGUCUCAUCGCUGCACCUUCUCUUUGUCUAUAGAGAUCUCGAAGUCUGAAUAAAGUUUAAUAAAGGCUUUAAGACGGUGUAUGAUUUUAUAAAUAUAUAUAUCCUAUGUAACGCUUUCCUAACAAAGACAUUAGUAAGUAAGGAAUAAAUACUAGAAUUUACUAUUAAUCCAUAUCCUUCUAUAUACAUAGAAGGUAACUUUCAAAAGUAAGAAUUAUCUAUUUACAUGAUAUUAUUUUUUCCGUUUUAUUGUGAAAGAGAUAUUUGUUUUACAUUCACAUGAAACAGCUUAGAUAAUAGUGACUGAUCUUUGUAAAAUAUGACAUUAUCUAUAGUUGCAUUCUGUAGCUCAGGCAAGAAGACUCCUGGUCAACGAUUCAGUAUCUACUUUUUGAGACCAUGUGAACAUUUAUGACAACCAAGGUAAUUUUAGAAAACAUAGAGGACUGGGGGGACUGUCAGUCCUGUGCUUCAUUAUUAUCAAAUGAAUAUGAAUAAUGCAACAGAUGUGAUUGGAAGUUAAUUUGCAUACUACCAGUGGUACAAAAAAGUACACGUGGGUUAGGUUUUACGUUACAUAUAGAGCCAAAUACUCAUUUGUCCUUUGAUUAGUAUCUCAUCAUGAAAUAGAUUUCGUUCACAGCAAAGUGUAUGCAGUUUGAAACUUCAUCUAAUUUUUACAUCUAAGUGAAGAGAAACUUAUGGUUUUUUAGGAAAAUGUUUUGUAUAUAAGUUGCUUUUGUUAUUUUUCUUGAACAGAUAACAUCAACAGAAUGAAACUAAUUAAUCUAUCCCCCGUCAUACAGUGCAAAUGAAGCAGCUUUUAAUUCUGGUGAAAUCAAUUCAAAAUUCCUGUCCUUGUACACAGUUUACGUUGAACACAUGAGAAAUUCCAAGUUACAUAUCUGUAAUUUUUAAGUUAUAUUUCUAAGUAUGCAUCUAUUCAUGAAGUGCAGAAUGAAUGAACUCAAGUAUUUACUACAAUAUAAUGUUUCAUGAAUUCAUUUUGUUAUACUGUAAAAAGAACUCACAAAACUAACUCAAUCGAUUUCUUUAGUAGUUAAUUUUAAAUGUAACCAGUUAAGUGUUGAUAUCUAAUUAUAUGAUUAUUUAUGCUAUUAAA